Mirounga angustirostris (Northern elephant seal) is the source of this 1842-nucleotide messenger RNA. It is a transcript of the gene XKR5, whose product is annotated as XK related 5. The record is from RefSeq and is a predicted model, not a curated record. Gene Ontology annotation, biological process: phosphatidylserine exposure on apoptotic cell surface; apoptotic process involved in development; engulfment of apoptotic cell. Gene Ontology annotation, cellular component: plasma membrane. NCBI's taxonomy places the organism in Eukaryota, Metazoa, Chordata, Mammalia, Carnivora, Phocidae.
AUGCUCGCGGGGGCCCUGGGGCUGUCCGCCCCGCUGCUGGCGGCCGAGCAGAGCGCGCGCCUCUACUCCACAGUCUACGACUUCACCCCAGGACAGCUCCUCUGGGGGUGGCUGGCCCUUUCUGUGCUACUACCUGGCUUCCUGGUCCAGGGCCUGAGCGAUCUGUGGUUCUGGGCAGAUGGACACCAAGGUCAUUGUUUGCUGGCCGUACUAUUCCCGCUCCUUCAGCUUGGCCUGUGGAAGCGGCAUUGGGAUGCUGCGUCCACUGCUCUAUCGAAAGAGCGGGAAGCCUCCUGCCGAGACCAGGUGCUCCUGCAGGAGGCUGACCUGUCUGCCCCCCGCCUUCUGGAAGCUCUGAUGCAGCCGGGGCCCCACCUGCUGCUCCAGACGCAUGUUUUCCUCGCCUUGGACUUCACAGAUACUGUGCCAGGUUUGAGCACGCUGUGCUCCUGGGCCGCGCUGGCCUGGGCCCUGGUGUGCCAUGCCUACUGCAUGGGCUUCAUGACUGGUCAGCUCCUCACGCCAUGGGCCACCCUCUUCUACCAGCAGCCCUGGAGGAUGGGCAUGUUGGGGGUCCGUGUCCUGAGCCUGGUUCUCUUCUUCAGAGCUUACCACAUCUGGGUUUUGGUUUCUGGAGGUGCCCACGGGCUGGUGAUGACCUUCUGGCUGGUGGCACAGAGGAGUGACAUCGUAGACAGCAUCUGCCACUGGAAGCUGUUCGACCUGCUCGUGGGGGCCGGGUACAUCCUCUGCUACCUCAACUUCUGGGACAGCCCUUCCUGACAUCGGAUGGCCAUGUUUUACAUGACUAUGCUGCUGGAGAACAUCCUCCUUUUGCUGUUGUCCACUGCCUUUCUCCAGGGGGCCUCCCAGACCAGCCUGUGGACCGUAGCUGGAGUCUUGUCCAGAUUUCUGAUUGGCAGUGUCUCGCUAACUCAUCACAGACCGCUACACCCUGGACCCACAGGCAUCUGGCAGGGCUGUGUCCGUCCAGGAGUCGUGGGGCAUCCAGGGGCUGAUAAAGCAGAGACAGAAACUUCUCGGGCCCUGGCUCCAGCUGGGGAGAGGCCAGGGAGCCCGGGCACACGCCAGGAGAAAAGUCACGAGUUCGCCAGUCUGGGGAAGGCCCCCGGCCCACCCUGGGGACCCCCAGAGGCUGGGCUGGAAAGCCAGACUGCUCUGGAGGAUUGUUUCCUCAGUCAUCAUCACUGGCUGUUGGUGAAACUUGCCCUAGAAACAGGAAAUGGGUCUAAGAUCAGUGCAGCCUUUGGAGAAGACAGUCCUGGCUGCUUUCGUCCCCCUUCGUGGGGGCUGAACCAGCACUACACCCAGCAGAGGACACCCCUGUUUCCCCAGCAAGAGCUCCCACUGUCACCUCAGGACCCCCUGUCCUCAGAGAAAGGCUCUGAGUUUCAAGGUGUCCUGAACUCAGAGGCGGACCUGUUGGAAACCUCCAGUUUGGUCCCUUUUGCCAGUGACAGCCAUGACCCAGCUCCUGCCCAGAAGCAGUCAUCCGCAUGGAGGGAGCACAGCCCGAAGGAAGGAGGAGGUGCGGGUGGGCGGAGAGGAGGGGAAGGACAGGAGAGCUCCAUGCUGUACUUCAGUGCCACGGCCGAGGGGACCCCAGCCUCACCUCAGGAAGGCAGGCAGGCGACUCCGCAGACAUCCCACUCUGGGAGGAGGGCAGAGUCCUCCCCUCAGCCGGCCACGCGGCCCCUCCCUGCCACCAUAGCCAACAUCAGCCCGAUCCUAGGCCUUAGUAUUUUGCUAAAUACACAGCCCUCCUUCCCGCAGGUCAGCCGGCCAGCGACUUGGAGUCAGGUGGCUCCUCUCCACCGCUGA